AAUAGGUCCUAGGAAUAGGGCUGUUGAUCAUCAUCUCCUUGCGUGUUGACCAUGUCUCAAGCUCGAGUCUCCACUAAUUUUGCUCUAAUCAAGGCUGAAUGGAGCAAUCCAACAGAUGUUCUUACCAUACUCUCGGUCAUCGGUGGUGAUAUUGUGCAAAGCGCAAUCGCUCAACUCUGUUCUUCACCCCCAUACUUCUUUACUCCUGUUGCAUUUUCAUUUGGCUGGGUAGCCUACGCAUUCUCUGCCAUUCUUUGUGCCAUUGGGUCUCGUCGCUUGGCACCGGACCCUGACUGUCCCUGCACCCUCAUUGAUGUUAGCACUGGGCACGCCCGCGAUGUCAAAUCCUGGCCUCUUUCACGCCUUGUCCGUGACUACGAAUUCCCCGGAGAGACCCCUCGGGGCCUCACUGUCACCUUUUACGAGACCUCUCCAAACAAGCGCUGUGGGGUACCUGAUUGUGAUUGGGUAUACUAUAGUGGGUUUAUUGUCAUUAUGCUGCAGCUUGCCGUAGCCAUUAUACCCGGAGCAUUGUUCGGCAAUUGGAUGAUUAUUAUCGUUACCGCUAACGGGCUACUCCUCGUCCAAGUCCAAGCUGCUUUGCCUCAAUGGCAAAAGGAGCUCUGGAGUGCACGUCAUAUUCAGGAAACACAGACAGAGGUCGUGUGUCUCACAAAGGGGAAUGGCGGUGCAUAUGUGAUGGUUAUCAAAAGUAAAGGGGUUAGGGACGCUGAGCUCAGACUGGCAGAUCUUGCUUCAGGAAGAGAAGUGACUUCGAGGACAACAGUACCGCUGACGUUCUUGCUUGCCAUUUUCUGGCUGAUACAUCUCUUUUGCAUGACUGGUGUGGUCAAUAACUCCUGGUACUCGCUUCUCAUCGGUGCGCUGGGUAUGCUGCAGAAUGCCAUCGCUUCUGGCGCACGUCGCAAGCCUGGAGCUUUGGGCUUUCAUUUGAAACAAGUGCACGAAGUACACAACAAUAAAGUCUUUGACGCACUGAAGGAGGCAGAGGAGGUCGAAAGGAAAGUAGGAGUGGUGUUGACAGAUAUUUUCUUCCCGGGUGGUCUACGGCAUGACGAAGAAGUAUGGAAGCGAGAAAGGAUAGCCGAGAAUGCAACGAAGAAGUAGGAGCAGG
Suillus bovinus is the source of this 1135-nucleotide messenger RNA. RefSeq lists its product as uncharacterized. The transcript has a single exon. Bases 52 to 1128 code for a protein of 358 amino acids. The record is from RefSeq and is a predicted model, not a curated record. Lineage: Eukaryota; Fungi; Basidiomycota; Agaricomycetes; Boletales; Suillaceae.